Molecule: messenger RNA, 1419 nt
Organism: Bactrocera neohumeralis
Lineage: Eukaryota; Metazoa; Arthropoda; Insecta; Diptera; Tephritidae
Exons: 3
Coding region: 580-1044 (154 amino acids)
Source: RefSeq, a predicted model, not a curated record
UAAAAAAAAUACAUUUAGUGCUUGCAUGAGCCGAGAAAAAAAGGCUUUUAAUGUCAGUGCCUCCAAAUUUGCCAAAAUAUGUAGUAUUAAUGUGAAUUCUGAUAGUGACUCAAAUGUGGAAGAAUUGAGCUCCGUAGAUAUAUCUUUAAAUGAUUAUGAUAGCCAAGAUACCAUUGAUAGUAAUAGUGACAAUGUGAAUAUUGUAGUGAAAAAUGAUAAAUGCAAAGAAAUAAAAGCUUGGGCUUUACGCAAUAGAGUGUACCACAAUACAGUGACUGAUUUGUUUCAAACCUUGCGAAAAAUAGGUUUAGUGGAUUUGCCCUUAACAGCAAAAAGUCUAUUAGGUACAAGUAGAAAAAAGGUUAAUAUUGAAACCAUUCCAAGUGGAGCGUUUUUAUAUAGAGGAAUUCAAAAUUAUUUUGAGAAAAAUUCAUUUCCUCACCUUGAAAUAAAAGAUAGCAUUGUACUUGAUAUAGGAAUAGAUGGUCUUAGAUUAUUCAAAAAUCUAUAUGCAUACAUUAUUAUUUUUCUCUACAUGUUUCUUUGUUUCUUUUUCAGAUUAUUCACAAAAGUGAUGAAAUGGCGCAGCAAAAAACGGUUCGUGAAUGCAAGGUCCUCAUCCGCAAAAUUCAUCAAUCGGUAUGCCGAAUGACUGGUGAAGAUGUCGACAACGUUCAAACCGAAAUUGCUUCCACCCUACCAUUAAAUACGCUUGCUGCAGCUUUGGAAAUGGACGAAAAAUUGAAAUGCGACGAAUUUGCUGCUACAACGAAACAAUUCGUUUUGAGGAUAAAAGGUACUUCAGAUAGUGUACAUGAUGUGUUGCGAAGUCUGUACACUGAUGAACUUCUUUAUUUAUGUAACUGGGACGGUAGAGGUGGGAAGCAACCUCUCUCCAAAUUCCUGCUGGUUUCCAACAUUUUAUACGAUUCAUUCAUAACGUAUGGAUUGGCAAUGUUCGAAAAACAAGUUCGAAAAGCCAUUGAAAUGAGCCACCAUAGGCACAAACAAAGAAUUUAUAGGAAGAGGAAAACUGAGGAGUGAACCCUUUAAAUAUUUAAUAAAAAGUUAUACAUAUGUAUUUCUGAUAUUAUAAGAUUUUAAGAUAGCAUUGCAAAGCAGGAAUUGAAUUAAUAAUGAAAUAUUUAUUUUAAUUUAAACUUUAAUGUAAUUUUGGUUAAAAAUAAUUUGAAAAAAAAUUAAAAAUUAAAAAAAAUAAAAAAUCUUUUAUUUUGAGAUUCGAACUCGAGUCUCACGGAAUACCAAGCCGUGCGUUUAACCACUAGGCUAGUAUAGCAUGCAGCGUCGCGCUUCCCUGGAACCAGUUUUCCCCGUUUGCCUUAAAUUUAACUAAAGUGUGAGUAGCGAGGAUAUAGUUUUAUUGUAGCAGAAAAUGUGUGCUCAAGAAGGUGAUAAAAA